CGAAGCCGAGGCAGCCGACCCCGCCACGAUGCUGCUGAAGAAGCCUGCGGGAAAAGGAGGCGCCCUGGAGCCAGGCUCCGAGGACCCGAACCCCGCUGGGCAGCGUUGUGCCCGGACCGUGCCCCCGUGCGCAGCUUUGGCGGCCCUCCUGUCAGUGGUGGCCGUAAUGUCUUGUCUGUACCUGGGCGUGAAAACCAACGACCUCCAGGCAAGGAUCGCCGCUCUCGAAUCCGCCAAAGGGGACCCUUCCAUCCAUCUGCUUCCUGAUUGUCUGGAUCAGCUGAAAGCAGUGGUGCAAGAGAAAGUGGAGCGACUUCUGGCUCAGAAAUCCUAUGAACAUAUGGCUAAAAUAAGAAUUGCAAGAGAAGCACCUUCAGAAUGCAACUGCCCAGCAGGCCCUCCAGGAAAACGAGGUAAGAGGGGCCGAAGAGGAGAAUCUGGUCCUCCUGGUCAGGCUGGUCCUCAGGGCCCUCCUGGUCCAAAAGGUGAUAAGGGAGAACAAGGUGAUCAGGGACCUCGGGGUCUGCCAGGCUUCCCCACAGUUGCUGCUCUGCACAGUAAUCAGAUCCUCACCGUCAAGGGUGACCAAGGACAGGCUGGGCCUCCAGGGCCCCCAGGCCCUCCAGGCCCAAGAGGACCUCCUGGGGACACAGGAAAAGAUGGCCCCCGUGGAAUGCCCGGAGUGCCCGGUGAACCAGGGAAGCCAGGUGAACAAGGCUUCAUGGGUCCCCUGGGGCCUCCAGGACAAAAGGGUUCUGUUGGAGCACCUGGAAUUCCAGGGAUAAACGGGCAAAAGGGUGAGCCCGGGUUGCCUGGAACAGUAGGACAGGAUGGGAUACCAGGGCCAAAGGGAGAACCUGGAGAACAAGGAGAAAAGGGAGAUGCUGGAGAGAGCGGCCCCAAAGGUGACACAGGCGAAAAGGGUGACCCAGGAUCAUCUGCUGCAGGAAUUAAGGGAGAACCAGGAGAAUCGGGUCGUCCAGGGCAAAAGGGUGAACCAGGGCUUCCUGGGCUUCCUGGACUUCCGGGGAUAAAGGGAGAACCAGGUUUCAUUGGUCCUCAGGGGGAGCCAGGCUUACCGGGGUUACCAGGAACAAAGGGUGAACGAGGGGAGGCAGGGCCUCCUGGAAGAGGUGAGCGAGGGGAGCCUGGAACCCCUGGACAAAAGGGUGACCGUGGAGACAAAGGAGACGCUGGAACCCUGGGACCAAGGGGGCCACCUGGUCAGAAGGGGGAUCAAGGAGCCACCGAGAUCAUAGACUAUAACGGCAACCUUCACGAAGCCUUGCAGAGGAUUACCACCUUAACUGUCACGGGUCCCCCUGGACCACCAGGACCUCAAGGACUACAGGGGCCAAAGGGAGAGCCAGGAUCUCCAGGAAUCCCAGGAGUUGAUGGAGAGCAGGGACUCAAAGGUUCAAAGGGAGAUGUGGGGGACCCAGGUAUGCCAGGUGAAAAAGGAGGAAUCGGACUUCCUGGAUUACCGGGUGCCAAUGGAAUGAAAGGGGACAAAGGAGACUCUGGAUUGCCAGGUCCUCAGGGCCCUUCCAUCAUAGGCCCACCAGGCCCACCAGGGCCCCAUGGCCCACCAGGCCCCAUGGGACCCCAUGGACUUCCUGGACCAAAGGGUGAACCAGGGUUAAAUGGUGUUAAAGGAUUGAAGGGUGAACCAGGUCAAAAGGGUGACAGAGGACCCCUUGGUCUUCCAGGAGCAUCUGGCUUAGACGGAAAGCCAGGAGCCCGGGGUACAGAUGGCCCUAUGGGACCCCAUGGCCCUGCAGGUCCCAAAGGAGAAAGAGGUGAAAAAGGAGCUGUGGGAGAGCCCGGACCCAGAGGACCCUAUGGUCUGCCUGGCUUCCCUGGUCCACGAGGCGAGAAGGGUGAUGUAGGAGAAAAGGGAGAAAAGGGGGAAAAGGGAAAGAAAGGCAAAAAGGGGCCUAAAGGGGAGAAAGGAGAACAGGGUGCCCCUGGAUUAGAUGCACCUUGCCCAUUGGGACCAGAUGGAUUACCCAUGCCUGGAUGCUGGCAAAAGUGAUGAAUCUAACCUUCCGAGCAUGAAGUUGUAUAUAUAAUGGUCCACUUUUUAUAUUUAUAGUUGAAAAUUGAAUUGCAGAUUUUGCAAGUCUGACAUAUGUUUACAUAUAGCUGCUUCUUCCCGUUUGCAGUAGUACACAUGUCCAUCUUUUCUUCGCUUACAUCUGAAAUUGGGCGAUCUGUGAAACUAGUGAGAAGCCUGCAAAAAAUAUAGAUCAGUAUCUUAUCUCUUUAUCUUAUGUAAAAAUAUGUGUUUAUAUGGACAAAUCAUUGAUAGAGAAUGAUUGUCCUUGUUAUUUUCUUACUUUGGGCUUGUUAAUUGCAUGGACAAAAGGUGCCAUGAAAUAGUUUACAAGAAAUUGUGACCAAAUAUGGACUCACAACUAAGAAUAUGUACUAUACUGACUGAUUUUAGAGUUUAUCGUCACAUCCCUACUCACCUUCACUAUGACCAUUGAUUCCACACUACCCCCUGAAACUGACUAAAAAAGCAUGACUGUGUGCCAAACCUGCUUGUUUUUGUGCAUCAUCAGAUGCUAGCAUGCCACUUGAUGAAUCCUUUGAUCACAACUGAGCUUUUAUUUCUUUUGUCAUCUCAAGGGGGUUACACCAUGGCUUAUUGCCAAAAAGAGAUAAGGUGGCGGAGAGUACUCACACAAAUGGUCUUGUAUUUUGAGGGAGUUGCAGUCCCAACUGCAGAUCUACAGCUUCCAAUAUUGUGGGCUCACGUGGCCACCUUGGUUGAAAUAUCAAGGGUUUGAGCUGGUUGUGCCGCCAGUUUUCCUUGGGCUGCUCUUGGCAGUGAAGACCAGGAAAGAGGACCGGUUCAGCAUCCUGUGCUGCCUCUCGUGUGACCAAGUAGGAAAGAGGUUUACAAAUGCAGGCACCCAGAACAGCAGACUUUUAAAAAAAUGAACUGAAUUCCAGCAGCUGUGACCAUGGGUGCCUUUGGAAAAUGACAGAGACAUACAGCACUUCUUUCGGGUGGAAGAUUGUUGGAAUGGCAGCCCCUGUUUUUGAGGAUGAAGGGUGUUCCAUCAAAGUUCAGUUUGCGGAAGAAAUCACAUAUCCUGAGAAGGGAUUGCUCGAAAUAAUCUCUCCUGAAGAUAUAAGAAGGCUCAUCCCGCAAUUUCUACCAAAGCUAAUGUGACAGCUUCCCUUCUCUCCAAGAGCCAACCCAUUUCAAACAUUUUCUACAAAGUUCUAGAAACAGAAAGAUACUUUCUAUUCUUUUUAAUACUUUCUCUUUUCUUUCUUAGUCCAAGGAAUACUAAGAAAAGAUUUGUUGCAGCUUUUGUCAUAUUGCUUUGAACAAUUGUUUUUAAAGAAAAGUGUUGAAAUCCUAAUAACUUGGUACCAACAGCCACGAUGACCUUUUACUAACUUCUUACUGUCUUGUUCUGAAUAAUUGAAAAGAAUAUAAAAGAAACUCCACUUUCAGUUCAGUCAUUGUAAAGUAUCAAAGUUGAACAAUUUUUUCAGUACUUUUUGACAUUUUUUUUCAUAUGAGGACUAUAACAUAGUGAUUAUCAAUUAAGAUAAAAUCAAGAUUUGGUCACAUUUGAUAAUAUUAACUCAUUUCUGUUUUUUGUAGUUCUAUUUAGAUCUAAGUUUUGUCUAUAUUUAGAUUUCUUCAUCUAUUUUUUUUUUACAUUUCUAAAUGUUUGUCUUAUGCGCAGACCAAAUCUGAGAUCUCAGAAAGCUGUGAACUACAGUUGCCAAAAAGAGUAUUUUUUCAUCUACUUACUCAAAAGUUACCUAACUGUAUCAGAGUGAGUAAUUCUUUGCACAGUAAGGUGUUGGUAACAUGUUUUGAAAUAGCUUAUUCUAAGUCGAGUUCCAUUAGGAGAAACAUCAUCAAUGAGGAGUAGUUACUCUUUCAGCCCAUGGAUAAUAUGAUUUUUCUCCUGACUUAAUGCCAUUUUGUGGGAAAUUUUCUAGUUUCAUGCAUAGGUUUUCACCACCAGAGAGGAAAUUUGUUCAUCAUUGGCUUAUGGGAACAACAGUUAAGAUUAUAAGACAGGUAUCCUAAGAUCCUUAUGAUCUCUUUCAUGUUAUAUAACCAAAUGCUCAAUUAUAGAAAAUGCCUUCUUUUAUUUCCAUUAAGAUUUCAUGAUUGGAAAGAUUGGAAACUAUUAGAUCAAUCUAAUCAGUCACAUUUCUAGUAACAUUCCACACUCUGAAGCCAAUUUGGCAUUUUUAAAACAACAGAAGGCAUUUUUCUAACCAUCUCUGGUAUGACAUGGUUAGGAUAAGGUAUUGUUCAAUAUCUGAAACAAUUGUCUUAAAUGGAUUGGAAAAAUGAGCUAAAAUGGGUAGAAGUACAGUUUCUUCAGGAAAACAAACAGUAGCGUCUUGAGAAAAAUCUGGCGGCUGUAUUUCCUCCUACCUAUCUUUCCUUCUACUCCUCUAGAACAACCGGUAUUAAGAUGGAUCACUAUUUAAACGUGCACAGCUUCAAAAGAGAAUACCUCAAAAGAUAAUCAUUUUAUGUACAAAAAAAAAAUGUGUUUUUUUUAAAUACAGCCCUUUAAGAAUACUGUGCUGUCCUAUGUGUAUAUUGGGUUUUUUGCUUUGACUUGACCACAUUGACUUUUAUUCCAUGAUUAAAGGAAGCUGUAAACUUCCAUUGCGUUUAUUUCCUUGGGGGAAACAAAGGGAUGAUAGCACUCCUUUUUGUUCGGUGGAAUUACUAGGUCUUAACCACUAUGGAUAAUCUUAAACUUUUGGUUACUAAAAUAUUUUCAACCAUCCAUUUUGUCAUCAAUAUAGAGAUUCCUCACAUAAUUGCCAAAUGAACUAGUAAGUUAUGUCUGCUGAUAUAUGUGUUGGCAGCUACCUACUUUUCUUAGAUUUCUUUUUUUUAUUUUUUAUUAUUGAAUAGAGGAUUGAGAAAAAAAUACAUGAAAAACACAUUGGAAAUAAGUCAAGAUUAGGUCAUUUCUGAUAAGCAUCUUUUAAGGAUACCAAAUUGGUAUGUGUUUUAGCUUUAAAAUUGUCUUUCAUUCAUGUUGGUGCUGAUGUAUUUCUUUUCUUUUUCUUUAUGGACAGUGCAACUCUACUAUGGAUAAUUUCAUUUCUCUGUUUAAUAGCAUUCCUAAACUGUUAGUGUGUUAUUAUAUUUUUAAAGUUUAUGAAUUCGCUAUAAUUGUGGUUCAAUGGCCAGUCUUUCUUAACGUAAAACAAAACAAAACAUUGUACCUAUAGAUAAUGUGUCUUCACUUGGAUCAUGGAUCCUCUAAUUUCAUGUUCUUUUCAUAUACCAUAUGCCUUUUAUCAGCUUUCAUUCUCAUCUUUUAGCUUAUAUGAUGUGGUUAAGUGUGACGAAACCAGAGUUGGGCAAGUCUGCAUACAUUCAUAGUGUACCUAACACACAUAUAUGCCUAAAUUUUUCUUCUAGUUUUCAUUUGUAUUAUGAAAAGCAGUCUUGGAGAAUUUUUCUUAUUUGAUUUUAUAAAAAACAUGAGAAUAUCUUGAAUUUCUAUCCCCAGAAAAUUCUGUUCUCGAAUUUACUUUCUGUGCAUGAUGUUCUGAUGGAACAGUAAGAACUUAUGCAUCCAGAAUUUGUUCUACAUAAUGUCCUUUGCUAUUUUGGAAAAUGAUUGAAUCAGCAUGUCAGUACCUAUGGAAAAAUUGUCUUUGGUAUCUUAUAUUUUUAUCACUUAGAAAAUGAGUUUAAUUUUCCAAAGUUUUUAUGUUUUUUAAUGUUUCUAUGGUAGCAUAAAAUCUUAACACCACUUUUUUCCCCCCAUAUAUAUUAUCUUGCCCAGAAGUAAGUUAUGCUUGUGUGGUGGGUGGUGUUUUAAUAUCUUCUAUUAAGUAAUCAUAGGAAUUAGAAAAUAUUGAUGUUUUCUCUAUUUCUUGAUAAGCAAGUUAUAUUAAUAAUUAACAUCACCAAAAAUAAACUUUUCUAACUUCUGCCAAAACAAAAACCCUGCUAUCGCUAGAAAGUCAAGUCCAUAGCAACCUAAUCUUAUAUUCUCAUAAAUAACAAGUAAGAACAAUUAUAUGUGUUUUAUUCUGGCUAUUAAUUCAUUCCUAGUGGAAGGGACAUGUUUGACCAAUUAGGAUUCCACUGACCUUUACUCCCUACUUUUUUCCAUUUUUGUUGAAAUAUGUUCAUAUUGGCUAAAUUUACUAUAUGCCAUAGCAGAGAUAACGCUUCCAACUUAAAUUGUUAGUGGAUUUAGUUUUUGCUGAUCCAAUAUGGAAAUGUCUGAUUUUUAAAAAUGCAUUUAAAUGAAUAAGAUUCCCUGUGCUGCUUGUUGACAGAACUGUCCUUUUGGCAAUAGGAAGACUUUUUCAACCUGUUCUGAUUUGUUGAUUUAUUGAUAACAAAGAAAGUACCAUCAUUUCUCAAAAUGCAGGAUAUUUUCACAUGUCUCAGAAAUAUUAAUAAAUUGGAUUCACAAAAGAAUGUCUUACAUAUUGACAUUUCUGUGAAUAUUCUUUAUACUGUUGUAAAUGUUUCAUGCAACUUAACAUUUUUAAAAGAUGUAUGUAUCUGAUUUUCCUUUAGAAAAUAUAUUUUUAUUUGUAUUUUUUACAUUUUAAAGUUCAUCUCUAUGUGCAGCUAUUUUUAUAUUGCCAAAAAAAUCACAUAAAUAUAAAAUAAGAGGAAAAUGCAAAAAAAAAAAUAUUUUGGCAAGCAUUAUGCUGCGUAUUUUUCUUAAUGUUUUGUGGGCCAGUCUCAUGUAAUUGAUUAUUCUAAGAAUAUGUUGUGUCUUAUCACUGUAAAUAUGGCACAAACCUGUUUUUCUCAGUAGUGUAAAUAAUUGAAAGAUUGAAUUCUUUCUGUUUGAUUUCUUAUUUGAAUUUCAUUAUAAUUUCUUCAGCUGACAUUGCUGAAUCAGAAGAUGCGUGUGGUUUUCAAUUUCCAGUUUGGAGAUAAUUGCAUUGUGUUCAAUUUCUAAUUUGUUUUUAUUUGUUUUUUUAACUUGUUUACAGUGUUCCUAGUUUGUGAGAAGUUGAUCUUCAGAAUUAUUUUUACACUAUUUAUGACUUAUUUUCAUAAUGUAAAAAGUGUGUAAUUAUUACAAUAUUAAUCCAAACAAUGUUAAUGAAUUGUAUUGUUAUAAAGUUUUAUUGAUGUUCAUGAA
Messenger RNA from Rhinolophus ferrumequinum (greater horseshoe bat), 7133 nucleotides. RefSeq names its product collagen type XXV alpha 1 chain (gene COL25A1). Lineage: Eukaryota; Metazoa; Chordata; Mammalia; Chiroptera; Rhinolophidae. The record is from RefSeq and is a predicted model, not a curated record. Bases 29 to 2035 code for a protein of 668 amino acids. The transcript is spliced from 37 exons.